Penicillium olsonii is the source of this 1122-nucleotide messenger RNA. The record is from the annotation of a GenBank genome assembly. NCBI's taxonomy places the organism in Eukaryota, Fungi, Ascomycota, Eurotiomycetes, Eurotiales, Aspergillaceae.
AUGAAGUACGCAUUUGUUCUCACCGCCAUCGCCGCCAUGGCCUCGAAGGUCGCCGCGGUCGGCGUCUCGGGUACCCCCGAGGGUUUCGCCUCGUCCGCCACUGGUGGUGGCAGCGCCACCCCCGUCUACCCUUCCUCCACCGAUGAGCUGGUCUCUUACCUCGGUGACUCUGAGGCCCGUGUUAUUGUCCUGAGCAAGACUUUCGACUUCACUGACACCGAGGGUACCACCACCACCACCGGUUGCCAGCCUUGGGGUACUGGCUCCGGCUGCCAGGUCGCCAUCAACAAGGACGACUGGUGCACCAACUACCAGCCCGAUGCGGCCACCACUUCCGUCACCUACAACAAGGCUGGUGAGCUCGGUAUCACCGUUGGCUCCAACAAGUCCUUGAUCGGUGAGGGCAGCAAGGGUACCAUCAAGGGCCGUGGUCUCCGCAUGGUCAGCGGUGCCAAGAACAUCAUCAUCCAGAACAUUGCUGUCACCGACAUCAACCCCCAGUACGUGUGGGGUGGUGAUGCCAUCACCAUCAACGAGGCUGACCUGAUCUGGGUUGACCACGUUACCACUGCUCGCAUUGGUCGCCAGCACUACGUCCUCGGUACCGAGGCCGACAACCGUGUCUCCCUGACCAACAACUACAUCAACGGUGAAUCCGACUGGUCCGCCACCUGUGACGGCCACCACUACUGGAACGUCUACCUCGACGGCUCCAGCGACAAGGUGACCUUCAAGGGCAACUACCUCUACAAGACCAGUGGUCGUGCCCCCAAGGUCCAGUCCAACACCUACCUGCACGCCGUGAACAACUACUGGGACGAGAACUCCAACCACGCCUUCGAGAUCGGCUCCGGUGGUUACGUCCUUGCUGAGGGUAACUACUUCUCCAACGUCAACGAGGUCCUUGAGUCCUCUUCCUUCGAGGGUGCCCUCUUCGCUGCCGACAGCGACUCCUCCACUUGCUCCUCCUCCAUUGGCCGCUCUUGCGUCGCCAACGUCAACGGUGGUACCCUGACCGGCACCUCCUCCGACGUCCUGUCCAACCUCAGCGGCGAGACCCUCCCCGACGCUGACAAGGCCAGCACCGACCCCGCCGGCAGCGCCGGUCAGGGUAACCUGUAA